This is a messenger RNA of Numida meleagris (helmeted guineafowl), 1436 nucleotides long. It is a transcript of the gene GATD1, whose product is annotated as glutamine amidotransferase like class 1 domain containing 1. NCBI's taxonomy places the organism in Eukaryota, Metazoa, Chordata, Aves, Galliformes, Numididae. The record is from RefSeq and is a predicted model, not a curated record. Bases 9 to 794 code for a protein of 261 amino acids. The transcript has 8 exons.
AGCCCAUCAUGGCUGCCCCCAUCAGCGUUCCCGCCCAAAGGACGCAGCGCGCGGCGCGCGGCGCCUUGUCUUCCCCGAGUGCGCAUGCGCGGCGCGGCUGCAUGAGGAGACGGCCUCGCUCCCCACAGCCCGUCCCUGCCAUGUCGGAGCGGCUCGGCAAACCCACCUGCCUCCUCGUCGCCAGCGCUGCCGCCGCGGGGGUGUCAGCCCAGUCCUUCCUGCACUGCUUCACGCUGAGUAGCUCUGCCUUCAACCUGCAAGUCGCCACUCCCGGGGGGAAAUCAAUUGAUUUUGUGGAUGUGAAUGAGAGCAACAUGCGCUGGAUACAGGACUUCCGUAUGAAAUCGUACGCAAACCCUGCCAAGCUGGAGUCGAUCGAUGGUGCUAGAUACCACGCGCUACUGAUUCCAAACUGUCCGGGGGCUGUGACUGACCUUGCAAACAGUGGGUACCUGGCAAAGAUAUUGCAGCAUUUCUGCACGGAGAACAAGCCUAUCUGUGCAGUGGGACACGGUGUUGCAGCUUUGUGUUGUGCUACCAAUGAGGAUAAAACCUGGAUAUUUCAGGGAUACAGCCUGACAGGGCCCUCUGUGUAUGAACUAAUAAGGCAGCCUAACUUUGCCAGUUUGUCCAUUAUUGUGGAAGAUUUUGUGAAAGACUCUGGAGCUACGUUUAGCGCCAGCAAACCAGAUGCUGUUCACAUUGUGCUGGACAGGCACUUGGUGACAGGACAGAAUGAAAAUUCCACCCUUCCAGCGGUCCAGAAUCUUCUUCUUCUUUGCAAUGUCAGGUGAAUGUGUGUUAGAAGUCCUUUCCUGGCUGUGGACUAACAGGUGAUGUCAUGUUUGGAUGUGUUUCCUUCAGCAGGAAAUAAAGGAGAAGGUCUCUUUGCAAAUAGGAUGGAUGAAGAGCCAGCAGGCUAAGGACUUGCUUGUCUUUUAACUGGAUAAAACACGUUUAAAUUUCUAUCCUGGACUACGAAGUGACUGUGAUGAUGAAGUGGCAAUAUUAGGUUCUCCAUAUACAGAAUGGAGGAAGGUUGUGAAUAAGAGAAUUCAGAAGUGCAUCGCGCUUCAGAAGCAAUUAUGAAACCACCUUGCAUUUGUUACUACAUCUUUCACUGCUUCUCUCCAGACCCUUAACUUAGAGUGGUGAGGAACUCUUGUUUAAAACAAACAACAGAAAAUCAGUGGCUGUCGGUGUCGUUUACUGAGGAUGAAGACCAUGUCCUUGGCUGGUGUUAGACCAAUCGUCCGUCAUUUGUGGUUCAGGUGUAAGAACCUCCACAGUGACGUGCCCUUUCGGAGGUGUUCUUACCUUUUGGUACAUCACAAAGUACUGUCUGAAUUGAGAAUGUAUCUGUGACACUUAAAUAUACUCGGAAUGGCAUGGGAAAUGCUUAGCUGUGUGGAAUAAAGCAGAAUCAGUUGCCUGAA